Messenger RNA from Arabis nemorensis, 6408 nucleotides. Lineage: Eukaryota; Viridiplantae; Streptophyta; Magnoliopsida; Brassicales; Brassicaceae. The record is from the annotation of a GenBank genome assembly.
AUGUCAAAGCCUCCCUCCUCAUCGAGUCAGCAAGAGACUCAUGUGUCUUCUCCUCGGCUAAGGGACAACAAUAAAACAAUAACACCGGAAAUGGAUGAUCCAGAGAAAGCAGCAGUGACGAUCACACGCCUCAUCGAGCAGCUUCAUGCCAAGAAAUCAACGGCACAAGAGAUAGAGCUCAGCACCGCUCGACUUCUCGGUCUAGCCAAAGGUAAAAAAGAGUGUAGAAAGAUCAUUGGGCGGAACGUGAACGCCAUGACUUCCUUCAUAUCACUUCUCAGGGAUGGAACCCUUUUGGCGAAACUCAAUUCCGCUUCAAUCCUGACCAUUCUAUGCAAAGACGAAAACGUUCGUUCUAAGGUACUGAUAGGCGGAUGCAUCCCACCGCUGCUGUCACUUUUGAAAUCUGACACAUUGGAUGCAAGAAGGGCUGCAGCCGAGGCCAUAUAUGAAGUCUCCAUGUGUGGAAUGGAUGAUGAUAAUGUAGGUACCAAGAUAUUUGUCACGGAAGGUGUGGUACCGAGUUUGUGGGAUCAGUUAAAGAUGAGAAAAAAGCAGGACAAGACGGUUGAAGGAUAUUUGGUUGGAGCUUUAAGAAAUCUUUGCGGCGAUCGAGAUGGUUUUUGGACAGUAACGCUUGAAGAUGGCGGAGUUGAUAUCAUCUUAAGGCUUCUACAGUCUAGUAACCCUGUAUCUCAAUCAAACGCAGCUUCUCUUUUAGCUCGUCUUAUUAGGAUUUUCACUAGUAGCAUCUCAAAAAUAGUAGAGUCAGAUUCUGUACAAGUUCUAGUUCAGCUUCUAUGUGAGUUAAACAGUGUUUCGGUGCGUGCCAAUGUAGUCAAUGCUCUAGAAGCCAUCACAGCAAAGUCAGAUGAAGCUAGGAAUGUGGUUAGAGAUUUGGAAGGGAUCCACCUUCUGAUUGGCGCAGUAGUUGCUUCGUCUAAAGAGUCUGUGGAUGAAGAAAACGAACGCGUCUUGCAAGUUUAUGGGACACAAGCUUUAGCAAACUUAUGCGGAGGGAUGUCAGCUUUGAUAGUGUAUCUUGGAGGGCUAUCAUUGUCUCCACGCCUCACUGAGCCCAUUGCUGAUAUUCUUGGAGUUCUUGCUUAUGCUCUGAGGAAGUUUCAAUUAACUUGUGGCGAUGAUAAAGAAGCUUUUGAUCCAUCUCUAACAGAAGGAAUACUAGUGAAACUCUUGAAGCCUCGGGAUACUCAACUGAUCCAAGAACGUAUCUUGGAAGCUAUGGCAAGUCUUUAUGGAAAUGGUAAUGUAUCGAGAUCACUCAACAAUGCAGAGGCUAAGAGGGUUUUAGUCGGGCUAACAAUCUUGGCCACAGCGGGUCCACGUGAGCGGAUGAUAACUUGUUUGUCAAACUUAUGCAAACAUGGGAAUGUCUGGGAUGCUAUUGGCAAGAGGGAAGGGAUUCAAAUCCUCAUACCAUUUCUUGGCUUGUCCAGCGAACAACAUCAGGAACUGUCUGUUGAGUUCUUAGCGAUCUUGACUGACGAGGUUGAUGAAAGCAGAUGGGCUGUUACGUCUGCAGGUGGAAUUCCUCCAUUGUUGCAGAUACUAGAGACUGGUGUGUCUCACAAGGCAAAAGAGGAUGCAGUACGUGUCCUUUGGAACCUAUGUUGUCAUAGCGAGGAAAUUCGUGACUGCGUUGAGAAAGCAGGGGCUAUUCCUGCACUCUUAGGGCUCUUAAAGAACGGUGGACCAAAAUCGCAAGAGAAGUCAGCAAAUACACUUGUGAAAUUGAUUAGAACAGCUGACCCCAGUGUUAUCGAGCAAGUACAAGCUCUGUUUCUCGGAGAUGCUCCGAAAUCAAAAGCUCAUGUGAUGAGAGUUCUAGGCCAUGUUCUUGCAUCGGCUUCGUUAGAGGAAUUUGUCACUAAGGGUUCUGCAGCAAAUAAUGGAUUGAGGUCUCUUGUCCAGAGACUUGCCUCGUCAAACGAGAAGAUGAAAGAGAACGCAGCUUCUGUCUUGGCUGAUCUAUUCAGUUCAAGAAAAGACCUUUGUGGCGGUCUUGGAUUUGAUGAGAAUGAUAAUCCAUGCACAAAGCUUUUAAGUGGAAACACUCACGCUGUUGCAACGCAAUUAGCGCAUGCCCUAGGCUCUCUAUCCAAUCCAACAAAGAAAAAGACUGGCCAAAAGAAGUUAUCUGGUUCAGAAGUUGAAGUGAUCAAACCAUUGAUAAAAUCAGCAAAAACAAACCCAAUCGAGUCAACAGAGAAUCCCAUAUCUACUCUUGCAAACCUUCUUUCAGACCCAAAUGUUGCAGCUGAAGCUUUAGAUGACGAUGUUGUUUCUGCUUUGACCAGAGUACUAAGGGAGGGAACACUGCAAGGUAAGAGAAAUGCUUCACAUGCUCUUCAUCAGUUACUAAAGCAUUUCCAGGUCAAUGAUGUAUUCAAAGGAAAUGAUCAGUGUCGAUUUGCUGUUCCUGAACUUAUUGAUCUCUUAAACGCAACGGACUUGAACAACAACGCUUAUAUAGACGUCUUAGAAAUACUCUCUUUGCUGGCCAAAGCUAAAUAUGGUGCUAACUUGUCCCAUAACCCCUUUUCUGCAUUCACCGAAGUUCCUUCGAGUUUAGACUCUCUUGUCCGUUGUGUGGCUGAAGGUCAACCUUUGGUGCAAGAUAAAGCAAUAGAGAUUUUGUCUCGCUUCUGCAAGACACAGUUUGUCUUGUUGGGUGAACUAUUGGUCACACGAUCAAAAUCAAUAUGUUCAUUGGCUGACAGGACAAUCAGCUCGUCCAGCCCUGAAAUUAAAGUCGGAGGGGCUAUGUUGCUCGUGUGCGCAGCAAAGAACAACAAAAAAUUAUGGGCAGAAGUAAUUGGACGAUCAGGGUACUUGAAAAGCUUAGUAAACACUCUUCUGGAUAUGCAACAGAACUCUAAAUGUUCUUCAUAUAGCGUUGAAAUUCAAAGACCAAGAUCUCUCAUCACAAGCAAUUUGUGCAUAAAGAUGGAUGACUCUGAAAUCGUUGAUCCAGUUACUGUCUUGGGAAGCACAAUCUCUAUGUGGUUACUCUCCAUUGUUUGCUCUACUCAUCCCAAGAACAUACUUGAUGUCAUGGAAGCCAAUGGACUUGAAAUUAUCACAGAGAAGCUUCAAAGAUACAAGUCCGACACACAGGAGAAUAUCUCGGAUUCUGAAGAAAAAUGGAUUGCUAUAUCACUACUAGCUGUUAUGUCUCAGGAACCAAACGUUGUCUCAUCCCCAGCUACAGCAAAUCUUGUGCCAACUCUAGCUUUUCUGAUGCAGUCUGAUCAGUUGAUUGAUGGAUAUUUUACUGCACAAGUUUUGGCAAUGUUAGUUCGUAAUAAGAAUGAUAAAACCAUUGCAGAAAUCAUGAAUUCAGAUACCUUAGAAACUUUGAUAAACUUGGUUGGGUAUGGAGAAUCAGACACAUGGAGUCUUGGUGCCUUAGCAGAAGAGUUAUCUUUGUUAAAAGAACCUUGUGAGGCCACUUUAGAGGCACUCCUCGAAGAUGAAAGAGUAAGAUGUAGUUCAUUUAUCCAAAAAUGCAUUAAUUUGCUGGUGGAUCUAUUGAAGCCAAAUGCAGAUAAACCUAGCGCCUUAAUAGUAGCUGUUCGGCUUCUGAGUCGCAUUGCAGAGCAGGGUGAUUCGAGUAAACUACUUAUCGCUGAAGCUGGAGCUCUGGAUGUUUUAGCAAAGUACCUUUCAUCGAGUCCUCAAGAUUCGACUGAGUUCACUGUUUCUGAACUGUUAGGAUCCCUUUUCAGUAGCCCAGAAAUCACACGGCACAAAACAGCUAUAAGUUCCAUGAAGCAGCUAAUAGGAAUUCUUCAUCAUGGUAGUAGAAGUACCCGCUAUAAUGCUGCAAGAGCUCUUCGCGAACUUUUUAGCUCUGAGCACAUCAGAGAUUCUGAAUUAGCAUGGAAAGCGUUUUCCCCUCUUAUUGAAAUGUUGAAUAUUACGUUGGAGAGUGAGAGAGAGGCUGCUCUAACUGCUUUAGUGAAGCUAACUACGGGAAAAAGUCGAAGGCCAAAUACUCUUAGUAGUCUUGCAGGAAACCCAUUGGAGAAUAUCUACAAAAUUUUAUCUUCAAAUAGUUCAUUGCUUGAAUCAAAGACAAGUGCUGCAAGGAUAUGUUGUUUUAUGUUUAACAAUGAAGAUUUGAGAGCAAGCUCACCCGCCGAAGAUUGCAUGGUACCUCUUAUAUCACUUAUCUUGUCAGGAACAAGUACUGCUGUUGAAGCCGGGAUGGUUGCACUUGACAGACUCCUUGAUAGCAAAAGAAUCUCAGAGAUCGCAGAAGAACAUGAUUGUGUGAAUCUGUUCUUCGGCUUUGUGGCGUCUGGCAACUAUCCGAUUAGUGAGGCUGCAAUUUCUUGUCUUGUAAAAAUGGUUAAAGACAAGACUCCACGUAAAAUGGAUCUGAUUAAAAUGGGGAUAAUAGAGCAAUGUCUUGGUCAACUCUCAAGAUCUCCUCCAAAUUCUUUAUGUUCUGUAGUCGCGGAGCUUUUCAGAGUUUUGACAAAUGUUGGUGUUGUAGCUAGAAGCCAAGAGGCAGUAAAAAUGGUACAACCGCUCCUCUUAAUUCUGCAUAGAGAAGACUUGGAUUUUCAAGGCCAACUCGGAGGUUUACAAGCAAUAGCAAACAUCUUGGAGAAGCCAAUGGUUCUUGACUCAUUAACAAUUCCAUCUUCAGCCAUCAUUAUGCCUUUGAUACCAUUUCUUGAAUCUGAAUCUACAGCGAUCCAACAUGUUACCACACAACUACUGACAUCUCUACUCGAAACGCAACGUUUCCAAGAAGAAAUAACGACCAAGAGUCUCAUUGCUCCUCUUGUGAAACUUGCGGGGAUCAGCGUAAGAAACUUGCAAAAGAUAGCAUUGAUGGGUUUAGAGAAAUCCUCGGUUACAUGGACGAAAGAGAUAGCAAAUGCCGAAGGAAUCCUAGAGCUCUCCAAGGUUAUCAUCGAUGAAGAUCCUCAGCUUCCUGUAUCUCUAUGGGAAUCAGCAGCUUUCAUUCUCAGCAAAAUUCUCACAUUUAACCCAGAACACUAUUACUUCAUAGUGGCCGUACCAGUUUUGGCAAAAAUGUUGUUUUCAACAGCCGAGAGCAUAGUGAUCUUAGCCAUCGACGCAUUGGUCAUCCGUGAGAAGCAAGACUCAUCAAGUGUUCUAGAAAUGGCUGAAGCCGGUGCACUCGAUGCAUUACUUGAUCUUCUAAGAUCACACCAGUGCGAAGAACUCUCUGGAAGAUUACUCCACCUGAUAUUGCGCAAUCCAAAGGUUAGAGAGACAAAGAUCUGCAAGUUUGUAAUGACCCCCUUGUCAAACUACAUACUAGACCCAGAGACAAGAUCAGAAUCCACAAAGCUUCUAAUGGCCAUGGCCCUUGGUGACAUCUCUCAACAUGAAGGACUCGCUAAAGCCACGGAAUCGGCGUUCGCUUGUCGCGCACUAGUCAGCUUGAUUGAAGAUGAACCAAGCGAUGAAAUGCAAAUGGUUGUGAUUUCUGCAUUGGGUAACUUUGCAAUGCACAGUAGAACUAGCAGAAAAGCUAUGGCGGAAUCAGGUGGAGUUUUUUUGGUUCAAGAGAUGCUUAGGUCUUGCAAUUCACAAGUUUCUACUCAAGCAGCUCUAAUGAUCAGAUCUCUCUUCUCUAACCAUACACUUCAAGAGUACAUCUCUAGCGAAAUCAUCACAUCUCUAACAGUGGCGAUGGAGAGAGAGCUUUGGACGACUGCGACGGUAAACGUGGAAGUGAUGAGAACGCUAAACGCUAUACUCACGACGUUCCCAAAGCUCCGAUCGUCAGAGGCGGCAACAGCGUGUAUCCCUCACCUAAUCGGAGCUCUGAAAUCAGGCGAGAAAGAAGCAAGAGAAUCAGCGUUAGAGACGCUAUACACGUUGAGACAGUCGUGGAUAAGCAUGUCGACGGAGACGGCGAGAUCACAGGCGGUUCUAGCGGCGGAAGCGAUACCAGUGCUGCAAUUGAUGAUGAAAUCAAACACUCCGGCGAGCUUCCACGAGAGAGGAAACAGCCUCUUGAAUUGCUUGCCGGGGAGCCUCACGGUGGCGGUGAAACGCGGCGAUAAUCUCAAGCGAUCUACAAAUGCGUUUUGUAGCUUAAUCAUCGAUAACUGCCCCACCAAGAAAACCAAGGUUGUGAAACGCAGCAGUUCACCGGUAUGGAAAGAAUCAUUCACAUGGGACUUCACUGUUCCUCCAAGAGGGCAAUUUUUAGAAAUUGUUUGCAAAUCUAACAACAUCUUUCGCAACAAAAAUUUGGGUAAAGUGAGGAUUCCUAUCGAUAAAGUGUUGACGGAAGGGAAUUACAGUGGAAGUUUCAGGCUAAGUGACGAAAGUAAAAAUGAUGGUUCUGAUAAAACUCUAGAGGUCGAGAUUGUAUGGUCUAACCAGACAUUUUAA